UCACAAUUGCAGCCAUGACUAGGAAGAAAGUGAAACUUGCCUAUAUCACCGAUGUCACGGCAAGAAAAUCCACUUACAAGAAAAGGAAGAAGGGUAUCAUUAAGAAGGUGAGUGAACUCACCAUUCUUUGCGGUAUCCCAGCGUGCGCUAUAAUUUCCAGUCCUUUUGAUUCUAAGCCAGAGGUUUGGCCAGAUCCAGAGAGAGCCAAACAGGUGAUUCAGAAGUAUCUGGAUGCAUCUGUACUAGAUGAAAGCAAGAAUGUCAACCAAGAGAGCUUCAUCAUGCAAAGGAUUGCCAAAGCCCAGGAACAAUUGAAGAAACAUCGUCAGGAGAACCAUGAGAAGGAGAUGGCCUUGUCCAUGUUCCAGUACAUGCAAGGUGAAGACCUGCCAAAUAAUGUUGAAGAACUGAAAGAACUCAACAAGCUGAUUGAGAAGAAUUUGAAGGAAAUUGAAAAUAAGUUGGCUGUCAAUGGUGAGUCUAUUAGUGUUUAGAGGUCAUGCCUUUGUCUUUACUUUGUGAGUCUGUUCAAUAUUUAGAGGCUUGACCUCUAAUGUGAGUCUGUUAUGUAUGUAGAAGC
This is a messenger RNA of Glycine soja, 580 nucleotides long. RefSeq names its product agamous-like MADS-box protein AGL80. Gene Ontology annotation, molecular function: DNA-binding transcription factor activity, RNA polymerase II-specific; protein dimerization activity; RNA polymerase II cis-regulatory region sequence-specific DNA binding. NCBI's taxonomy places the organism in Eukaryota, Viridiplantae, Streptophyta, Magnoliopsida, Fabales, Fabaceae. Gene Ontology annotation, biological process: regulation of transcription by RNA polymerase II. The transcript has a single exon. The record is from RefSeq and is a predicted model, not a curated record. The coding region runs from base 15 to 494 and encodes 159 amino acids.